GUCGUCACUUAGUCACUAAUAUGGACUCGUGUUUCUUCUCAUUCAUACUUUUUACUUAGAGCAUUUCUUCCAUAAGUAUAAACAAAACUUGGAUUAGUAUAAGCGAUAAUUACUCUUAGUGUUUUCUGAUUUCCAUUGAGUAUUUACUUUACGAAUAAAUUCUUCAACUCGUCUACGAAGCACACACUCCAUUUCGCUCUCAUUCUCUUCCAAGCUCCCUUUCUCAUCAUUCUUUGCAAUGUCUGAACCGGGUUCCAAACCGGGUUUGGAGGUCAACGCUUUCUCCGAACCGGCGGGUUUGGAGGAGAGACUAGACUUAGAUAUCAGCCCUGGUUCUUGUAAACCGGUAUUAGAUGUGAGAUUCGACUUAGAUAUCAGCCCCGGUUCUUGUAAACCUGGAUUAGAUGUGAGAUUCUUCGACUUAGAGAUCAAAACAGAUUUCUCAAAACCGGGUUUGGACAAGAGAACCGGUUUCGAUUUCAAACCCAAUUUCUCAAAACCGGGUUUGGACAAGAGAACCGGCAUAGAAGUCAACAGGGAUUUCUCAAAAUCGGGUUUGGAAGAGAUAGUCGACUCUGAAAUCCUCACGGUAUUCUCAAAACCGGGUUUAGAUUGGAGAACAGAGUCAGAUAUCAUCAUGGAAUUCUCAAAACCGGGUUUAGAGGAGAGAACCGAGUCAGAAAACAUCACGGAUUUCUGCAAACCAGGAUUUGGCGUGUCUUGGGAACCCGGUUUAGAGUUGCCCAUGAGGAUCAAGAUGAUGAUGAAGUUGCAGAAAAGGAACAUGAAUAAAGAAUUGGAAGUAGUCUUGUUGACAAGCUCCAUAAGAGAAUCUAUCAUCAUCUUCUUUAAUCAGAAAAAUAGAGAAAUAGAGAGAAGAGAGAAAGUGAGAAAGAAGAAGAAGGAGAAGAAAGAUAGUUUGUGCGAAAGAGACGGGUUUGUGAGACCUUUAAAUUGA
This is a messenger RNA of Arabidopsis thaliana (thale cress), 958 nucleotides long. RefSeq lists its product as uncharacterized. Lineage: Eukaryota; Viridiplantae; Streptophyta; Magnoliopsida; Brassicales; Brassicaceae. The transcript has a single exon. The record is from RefSeq and is marked reviewed. Bases 239 to 958 code for a protein of 239 amino acids.